This is a messenger RNA of Gadus chalcogrammus (walleye pollock), 3459 nucleotides long. Its product is annotated as neuronal acetylcholine receptor subunit beta-2-like. Gene Ontology annotation, biological process: chemical synaptic transmission; signal transduction; nervous system process. Gene Ontology annotation, cellular component: postsynaptic membrane; neuron projection; synapse. The record is from RefSeq and is a predicted model, not a curated record. Gene Ontology annotation, molecular function: transmembrane signaling receptor activity; acetylcholine-gated monoatomic cation-selective channel activity. NCBI's taxonomy places the organism in Eukaryota, Metazoa, Chordata, Actinopteri, Gadiformes, Gadidae.
UCCACACUCACUCCUCCCCUCCUCCCCUCACUCUCCUCUCCUCCCCUCUCCCCCUCAUCUCUCACCCCUCUCUGGCGCAUCGCAUCGCCUCACACAACACGGAAAGCCUCGCAAUGCAACCCCGCAGCUUACCUGGGAGACCUGCUGCCGUCGCUCUCGGCUCCGGAGGAGAUGUCUAGACACACGACCGAACCUGGCAUCGCCAUGUCACGUUUCAACUGAUCACGGUUUAUUUUAUUUUAUUAUUUUGCAUUCAAACGGAAUUAGGAAACCACCACCGGUGCAGGGGGACCGGGUGGGUCUAAACCCGAGCACCUUGUGGGUCUGAGGAGCGCGCCGCACGCACACCUACGAUGGGCUGCAGCUGGCCUCUGCUGCUGCUGGCUCUCCUCGCCAUGGAGAGAGGCGUCUCGGGGUCGGAUACAGAGGAGCGAUUGGUGGAGCGCCUCCUGCACCCCAACCACUACAACAAACUGAUCCGCCCAGCGACCAACGGCUCGGAGUUGGUGACCGUCACGCUCAUGGUGUCCCUGGCCCAACUCAUUAGUGUGCAUGAGCGAGAGCAGGUGAUGACUACCAAUGUGUGGCUUACUCAGGAGUGGCAGGACUACCGUCUAAGCUGGAUCCCUGAGGAGUACGACGGCAUGCUGAAGGUCAGACUGCCCUCCAAACACAUCUGGCUGCCUGACGUGGUCCUCUACAACAACGCUGAUGGUAUGUACGAGGUGUCCUUCUACUCCAACGCGGUGGUCUCCCACGACGGCAGCAUCUUCUGGCUGCCGCCGGCCAUCUACAAGUCGGCCUGCAAGAUAGAGGUGAAGCACUUCCCCUUCGACCAGCAGAACUGCACGCUGCGCUUCCGCUCGUGGACCUACGACCGCACCGAGCUGGACCUGGUGCUACGCACCGACGUGGCCUGCAUGGACGACUUCACGCCCAGCGGCGAGUGGGACAUCAUCGCCCUGCCCGGCCGCCGUAACGAGAACCCGGCCGACCCCACCUACGUGGACAUCACCUACGACUUCGUCAUCCGCCGCAAGCCGCUGUUCUACACCAUCAACCUGAUCAUCCCCUGCGUGCUCAUCACCUCGCUGGCCAUCCUGGUGUUCUACCUGCCGUCCGACUGCGGCGAGAAGAUGACCCUUUGCAUCUCUGUGCUGCUGGCGCUCACCGUCUUCCUGCUGCUCAUCUCCAAGAUCGUCCCGCCCACCUCGCUGGACGUGCCGCUGGUGGGCAAGUACCUGAUGUUCACGAUGGUGCUGGUCACCUUCUCCAUCGUCACGAGCGUGUGCGUGCUCAACGUGCACCACCGCUCGCCCACCACGCACACCAUGCCACCGUGGGUCAAGCUGGUGUUCCUCAACAAGCUGCCCGCGCUGCUCUUCAUGCAGCAGCCGCGGAACAGCUGCGAGCGCCAGCGGCUGCGGCAGAGACGGAGGGCUCAGGAAAAGAGGGCCGGGGGCCGCGGGGGGGAGGUCGGGGGACUCAUGGUGGGGUUGGGGCUUGGGGGGGCCGGGGGUGGGGGAGGCGGGUUCGGCAAGGAGAACACCAGCCCGUGCACCUGCUAUGUCAACCGGGCGUCUGUCCAGAAGUUUGGGGGGGAGCUGGAGGAUGCAGGGGGAGGCGGCGUGACCAACACCCUGGAUGGUCUGAACGGGGUCCGGGAGGGCCAGGAGGGGGCCUCCAGGGACCUGCCCCGGGGGAAGCCAGCUCCAGGGGGGCCUGUUCUGACCCAGGCCCUGCUGGGACAGGCCUGUCCUGGGUUUGAGGAGGCGGUGGAUGGGGUGCGGUUCAUCGCUAACCACAUGAAGACUGAAGACGAUGACCUGAGUGUGAGCGAGGACUGGAAGUACGUUGCCAUGGUGAUCGACCGACUCUUCCUGUGGAUCUUUGUGUUUGUGUGCGUGGUCGGCACGGUGGGCAUGUUCCUGCAGCCCCUGUUCCAGAACUACACGGCCAAGACCAUCACCAGUACCGCGGGCUGAGGCCCCCCUGCAAAGCCGCUGACCAACAGCCCCCGCCCCCCCCCCAGCCAGUCAGCACAGCAUACAGGGCGGAAAGGGGGAGGACAAUGAGGGUCCUUCUCAUCUGGAAGGAGAAGGACUCCGAGAACUAAGACCACACCCAUUAUCUUUGUAGUCAGGAUUUUGUUUUUCCGCAAAAAGGGGAUAAACCUUUGUUCGGUGAGGACAGAUAGACGUUGUUUUACGGUUCUGCAGUGUUCUCCCUGAGACGGUCCGUUUGGGACUCGACCUCCCCGACCCUUAACCCCAGUGGGAAGGCUGGCGUCUCAGGAGCCAGUCCUGGUUGUGAGGACGCCCUGGGUUCCUGACCUCUGCGGUGGACAGACAGGCCGGACUUUGGGAUUUCCCUGCGGCCACGGGCUUCCUUCGGUCGGGACUCCAGUGGGACCGCGAGCGACGUCACUUUAGCAACACAGUCAAGGGGAGGGAGGGUCAGAGGGACGUCCAUGUACCUUCUUUUAUUUCAGUUUGAGUUUGUUUUCCAAACCGUCUUACUCCAUCUGGCUCAUCCAGUACAGGUUAUUAUAGAAUAGCGGUUGACCACAGCACAGCUCUGCAUAUAAUAUUGUUGGGACUUCUCUAUGUGUUCAUGCUCAUACCCGGCCUGCUCACGACCGGGAGGCGUGGUGAGUCCCAAAGCUACAAUAAGAAUGUGAUAUAAACUCAUGUACACAGCCUAUCUGAGCAGAUAGGUGUACAAGCAGCUGAUAGGGACAGAAUUUAAGAUAUACGUACACAACUCUGAUAGAGCGACAGACACGUUCUGGAGAUCAAGGAGAUAAAUUUAGUAUUGACUUUGCAUGAACAGAACUCUGCACAAUGUAGACAGGACAGGAGUGUGCCUGGCGAAGGAACAGCUAUGGUACAAGAUGAAGGAUCUGCCUUCCAAUAUGACAGUCAGAAGACACAACUUGAGCUAAGCAAAACGUAUGUUUGUGCUGUUCAAGACGACAUGGCACCAGGGCAAAGCAUCUUAUGGGUAUAACGCUAUUCUGUUCAUUAUAGUGUAGUUAAUCACACAGUUAUGUGCGUUGCUGUCAUUGCAGUGAUUUGAAUCUCAAAGUAAGGCUGACCCAAGGACCCGGCUACACACAAACAGUAUUCCUCUUCCCAACCCCUCUCUUCCCCCUCCAUCCCUCCCCCUCUGAGCACCAGCAGUAGCACAGGACCUAGAAGUGGUCAUCCGGCAUAAAGAAGGUUGCUGUUUAUGUUUCCAACUCACAACAUGGCAGCCGCUCGCCUUUCCUAAACGCAGACAAAUUAUUGCUGCCUUUCGUUCCACUAUGCUAUGGUCCAGUCCUCUCUAGAUGGAACCACUUAUUUUGGAUCUGGUCUGGUCUGUUUUUGUGUGGUCUGAUCUGGUUCUCUCCUGUCCCUAAUGUCUCACAGUGUGCGUGGCUCAGCCUUCUGUUUAAAUGUUUAACAUCAUGUUGUA